CCUUGUGCAACCAUGGCUAACCAUUGACCAGGCAGAAGGGGGUUAAUGGCAGCCUGUGGAAAUAAAAGGUGGCCCACAGCGGCACAGGAACCACACCCCCCCAGACUGUCAGCCAUGGCUGUGCUCGCUCUCUGCCUCCUGUGGGCCUUAACAACAGCAGUGCAGUCUGCUCCAGUAGCUCCUCUGGGGGGCCCAGAGCCAGCUCAACAUGAAGAGCUGACCCUGCUCUUUCAUGGGGCUUUACAGCUAGGCCAGGCCCUCAACGGUGUGUACAGAGCCACAGAGGCACGUCUGACAGAAGCUGGACGCAGCCUGGGCCUCUUUGACCGAGCACUGGGACUCCUGGGAACAGAGGUCAGUCAUGGCCGGGAUGCAACACAGGAGCUACGCACCAGCUUGUCGGAGAUUCAGGUAGAAGAGGAUGUCUUACACCUUCAAGCAGAGGCCACGGCCCUGUCGCUGGGAGAAGUGGCCCGGGCCCAGCAAGCUCUACGGGACACUGUACGGAGACUCCAAGUCCAGCUGAGAGGUGCCUGGCUGGGCCAGGCCCACCAAGAAUUUGAGACCUUAAAGGCCCGAGCUGACAGACAGAGCCACGUUUUAUGGGCUCUCACGGGCCACAUUCAGCGACAGCAGAGGGAGAUGGCCGAGCAACAGCAGUGGCUGCGACAGAUCCAGGAGAGGUGCGUCUGGUGGAGGACCCACACUUGGGGGGGCAGGGGGCGGUGCCUAGGUCCACCGAGGGUGUCCCCACCCCACACUGGCCUGGACUGAGCUGUCUCUCUCCCUAGGCUCCACACGGCAGCCCUCCCGGCCUGAGCCUGCCUGGAUGCCAUUGAGAACCAGUCAUGCCGCUAGGAACAUUGAACGUGAUCCACAAGGCCCCUGAGCAGGGCAGACAGAGCUGGCUGCCCGCCGGCCGGGCUUGGCCAGUGCACUCCGCUUCCUGACGGAGAGUGGAGACAGGAGCAAGCAGACGGGAAGCAAGGCAGAAGACAGAGGCCUGCAGAAGAGGGCUGGAGAACGUACACGAGUCCCUUCAUGCCCCCACACACCACAAUAAACAGAACAGAGGUUAUCUACGUCUGUGCCUGCGCCUGCGUCUGCAAGAAUGGGGUCUGGGGCUGGGCUGGGGCUUAGUUGACACAGCACUUGCCCAGCACGCACAGUACCCUGGGUCCCAACUACAGAACCACAAUACCGCGGUGCACACGGUCAUCUCAGCACUGGGAAGGCAGAGGCAGGGGGAUCAGGAGUUCACGGGGAGGCAGACAGGUGGAUCUCUAGCCAGUCUAUCCUAUCUGGCAAGUUCCAGGCCAUGAGAGACCCUGUCUGAGGACAAAAAGGUUGGGAACUGGAGAAAGGCUCUGGUUUAGAGCACACAUUGUUCCUGCAGAGGACCCACCCACAUUCGAUUCCAUCCCUCAGGUCAGGUGGCUCACAGUCACCUGCAACUCCAACUCCUGGGGACCCAAAGUCUCUAGUCUCCUCAGCACCUCACACAGGCACACAUUCCCACAUGUAGGUAGGCGUACCUACAUGCAAGUGCCUGUACCCACACACAGGUGCCUGUACCCACACACAGGUAAGCGUUCCCACACACAGGUGCCUGUACCCACACACAGGUGAGCGUUCCCACACACAGGUGAGUGUUCCCACACAGGUGCCUGUACCCACCCACACACAGGUGCCUGUACCCACAUACAGGUGAGUGUUCCCACACAGGUGCCUGUACCCACACACAGAUGCCUGUACCCACACACAGAUGCCUGUACCCACACACAGGUGCCUGUACCCACACACAGGUGAGUGUUCCCACAGACAGACAAGACAGACAGCAGACACACACACACACACACACACACACACACACACACACACACACACACGGUAGUGUACACUUUUAACCCCAGGACUUGGGAAGUAGAAGAAGACAAUCUCUGUGAGUUCCAGGCCAGCCAGGGCUACACAGUGAGACCCCGUCUCAACAAAUAAUAAUAGUAAUAAUGAAUGUUAAAGAAAAAAGGUGGGGAUUCUGAGGUGGCUCAGAGGGUAAAGGUGGAGUUCCAGUCUCAGACUCCACACGGUGGAAAAGAACUGACUCUGCGGGUUGUCCUUGACCUCCACGCUUGGCCCCCACCACACACAAAUAAAUGAAUAAAUACGAUAAAAAGAAGGUUCUUCAAACCAGGUGGAUAACUCCUGAAGAACAGCACCCAAGACUGUUCUCUGGCCUCCAUACACAUGCAGACACUCACUCGUAUACGCUGGAGCACCCACACAACACCCCACCCACACACCCACACAGAAUGGGGGCCCCACCAG
Molecule: messenger RNA, 2325 nt
Organism: Peromyscus californicus insignis
Lineage: Eukaryota; Metazoa; Chordata; Mammalia; Rodentia; Cricetidae
Gene: Angptl8
Product: angiopoietin like 8
Exons: 3
Coding region: 46-774 (242 amino acids)
Biological process (GO): triglyceride homeostasis; regulation of lipid metabolic process
Source: RefSeq, a predicted model, not a curated record